AUGGAAUUUGAAGAAUAUAGAGGGAAACAUUGUUGGAUUAGAGACGCUAUAAACUUAUUAAAAAGUGAGGAUAUGUGUUUAUGUAUACAUGAAACGAAAGACAAAGAAGAUGAACAUAGAAUAAAAGGGCGUGGAUUAGAAAUAAUUGAUUUUUUAACAAAAAAAGAAAUUAAAUUGAGCGCUAAUUCAAGAAGAAAGAAAGGAAUAAUUUUUUUACCACAGUUGUUAGAAGGGGAUAGCGUUCAUCCAAUGAAAUGGAAACAUUUUAUAAUGGAAAAAGGUUUAAAUUUAAGAGGAAAAAUACCAAGAUGGUUUAAAAAAAUAGAAAGAGAAGUAAUUGAAGAUCAAAUGACGAGAAGAGUUAAAGAUAAAUAUUUGUGUGGAGAGAAAAAUUUAAAAGAGAUACAUCUGAAAUUAUUUGACGAAGAAGAGAAGAUACUAGAUAAAAAGAAGUCAAGAAGUAAAAAAUAUAAAAGAUUAGGAUAUCAUAUGGUUGUUAAUAAUGAUAUAGUAGAUCUUGACAACUCACCUGAGUUAGUGAAAUGCAGUGGAUGCGAAAAGAAUGUAAAGACUGAUGAAAAUUUUAUUAAAUUUUUAAAAAAUAGUUUAAUAGAAGAAGAAAAAAAGGGUAUGAGGGGAGAAGAAAUAUUUUUAUUAGUGGAAAAUAUAAAAAUAAGAAAUAGGAUGGAAGAGAAUGGUAAAAGAAGUUAUGAAUAUAUAUUAAAUAUUUUAAUUAGGAAAAAUUAUAAUAGCGAUAAGGAAGAACUGAAAUUUAGUGUAAGAUAUGACGAUAAUCUUGAAAAUGAGUUUAAAAUUAUUAUAAGAGGAGGGCUUAGAGCGUGGCGUAAAAAGUGUUCUGAAUUAAUUUGGAAAAAUGAAAUGCUUAACAGUAGUAAGGUGGAAGAUCUCUUUUAUUAUAAUUAUAAGGAUGAAUUCGAUUGGAAUAAAACAUUACAGUUUAUUAGUAAUAGAAAUAUUUAUACAUCAUGGGAAAUUGAGAAAGAUGAUGUAUGGGAGCGUUCAUAUAAAAUUAAAAAUUUUUUAAAGGAUUUACCAAUGUAUGAGGUGUUAUAUAAAAGAGAUGUAAACAAGAUAGAAACAGAUCAAUGUAUUAGGUGCAAGAAUGGUGUGGAAGAUUGGGACCAUUUAUGGAUCUGUGAGAUUAAUGAAUUAACGAUAAAAGAAGUUUUAAAACUUUCGAUUAGUAAUUUUGAAGAAAGUUUAUUGAAGGAAGAAAAGCAUGAAAAAAUCAAAUUUUUACAGAACAUAAAUUUUAGUUUUUUAAAAAUUUUAUACGAAAAAUCAGAAGCUGAGUUUACUUGGAAAAGAGAAAUAUUGGGAAUUGAUUAG
This is a messenger RNA of Rhizophagus irregularis DAOM 181602=DAOM 197198, 1350 nucleotides long. Lineage: Eukaryota; Fungi; Glomeromycota; Glomeromycetes; Glomerales; Glomeraceae. The record is from RefSeq and is a predicted model, not a curated record.